Molecule: messenger RNA, 2340 nt
Organism: Odontomachus brunneus
Lineage: Eukaryota; Metazoa; Arthropoda; Insecta; Hymenoptera; Formicidae
Gene: alpha-PheRS
Product: phenylalanine--tRNA ligase alpha subunit
Exons: 8
Coding region: 135-2240 (701 amino acids)
Biological process (GO): phenylalanyl-tRNA aminoacylation
Cellular component (GO): phenylalanine-tRNA ligase complex; cytoplasm; cytosol
Molecular function (GO): ATP binding; phenylalanine-tRNA ligase activity; tRNA binding
Source: RefSeq, a predicted model, not a curated record
CACUACUCGAAAAAUCUGCCUCGUGUUCGUCAUCCAUCGUCAUCCUUGAUGUGACAAGUCCCGUAAUUCAGUUUCGCAUGCCGGCUGUGACAAAUUGCAUGUUGCGUUGAAGGCCGUAUUAACUAAAGAACAAGAUGGCAAAAUUGUUAUCGAACCAAGUUUUAGAGUACUUAGACAAACAUAAUGAAGCAAAUUCGUUAGAUUUGAGUACUGAGCUGGGAGAGCAUCACGAUUUGGUUAUAGGAGCCAUCAAAAGCCUUCAAACGUUCGAUGAUUUAAUUACAGUGAAACCAACUGUUAAAAAGAUAUGGGAAGUUGUACCAGAGGGAAUACAUAUAUUAGAAAAUGGCAGUCAUGAAGCAGUUGUUUACAACAAUGUUCCUGACAAGGGUAUACCUCAGCAGGAACUCAUAAAAUCAAGUCCUUAUGCUAAAUUAGGUUUUUCCAAGGCAAUGGCUGCUGGGUGGAUUAAACUGGAUAAUAGUAGUGGUACUCCUAUUGUAAAAAAGAAAGUAUCAUCAAUUGUAGAUACUGUACGUGAACAUCUAAAGGAUGUUAACAAUAUCCCAGAAAAAGUUAAGACAGAAUAUAAAAAAAGAAAUCUUUUACGAGAAGUGGUAAUUAAUAUGUUGCAUGUGGAGAAAGGAUCAAAUUUCUCCACAAAAACAGAAAAAUUAGAAGCUGAUUUGACAUCAGAUUUAUUGACACAUAGUGCUUGGAAAAUCAAGAAAUUUAAACCAUACAACUUUGAUGCUUUAGGUGCAACUCUUCAAAUUGGUCACUUACAUCCACUGUUAAAAGUUAGGCACGAAUUCAGAAAGAUCUUCUUGGAAAUGGGAUUUACAGAGAUGCCUGCAAAUAAUUAUGUGGACAGUUCCUUCUGGAAUUUUGAUGCUCUCUUUCAGCCACAGCAGCAUCCUGCUCGCGAUGCACAUGAUACCUUUUUUGUUUCUGAGCCAUGUAUCAGUACAAAGUUCCCUAUGGAAUAUCUCGAAAAGGUGAAGACCGUUCAUAGCAAAGGAGCAUAUGGAUCUCAGGGGUAUAGAUACGAUUGGAAGCUUGAAGAAGCACAGAAGAACUUGUUGCGUACUCACACGACAUCUGUUAGUGCACGGAUGUUGUAUAAACUCAUGCAGGAGGGGGAGUUUAAGCCGGUGAAAUACUUCAGUAUUGAUAGAGUAUUUCGAAAUGAAACGUUAGAUGCGACGCAUCUUGCGGAGUUUCAUCAAAUCGAAGGUGUUAUUGCCGAUUAUGGGCUAACAUUGGGCGAUCUUAUUGGGACAAUUUACGAGUUUUUCAAGAAGCUUGGAAUCACGCAACUUCGUUUUAAACCCGCGUAUAAUCCUUACACUGAACCGAGUAUGGAAAUAUUCUGCUAUCAUAAUGGCUUGGAAAAAUGGAUAGAAAUUGGCAACAGUGGCAUGUUUAGACCCGAAAUGGUACUGCCAAUGAAUCUACCCCCUGAUGUCAAUGUUAUUGCAUGGGGUUUGUCAUUAGAAAGACCAACGAUGAUUAAAUAUGGUUUAAAUAAUAUACGUGAUCUUGUUGGGCCAAGAGUGGACAUGGAAAUGAUCCACAACAAUCCUAUAUGUCGAUUAGAGAAGACUAGUCGAAUGUUUCUACAACGAAAACCACAAGAGCAAAAAUCUAUUCAAAAUCAAUUGAACCAAGAAGAGAAAAUCAAGCAAACUUCGAUAUAUUCCUCGGAAAAACAAGCACUUUCCAAACAAAGGCUUAUUAUUUUUUGCGACCCGGAAUAUCCGAUUUAUUUCCUUGAGUCUUUUUUACGACUCAUACAACCGUAUUUCAGAAUCUCUGUGUCAACUUAUAUUCAUUCUACAGUAAGAAAUUUGCCUGAGAAGCUCGUAGGAUUUUGUUCGGAUUUUUCCAAUACGUGUACGAACACAAAUAUACAUAUAGUUUUAAUUUGGAAAACUGUCGGAAUCGAUCCAGUCAUGGAAUUACCAGGAAUGCGUAAAAUUGCAGGGAUAGUGAACAUCGCGCGAUACUUGAAUCGUUUGAUUGAACUCACCGAUGUUAAAGUAUUAACGUACGAACGAGAUGGCGUGUCUUACGCGAAUAACAUAGAUUUUCAUCUGGAUAGAAUACACUGUGCAUUGCAUGGUAUAGAUAACAAUAUAUUGUGUCCAGUCCCCAAAACACCUUAUGUAUUGGGCCCGUGUAUUUCCAUAGUCGACAUCAUUCUCGAAUCUAUCGAGAAGUAUAACAUAAAAAAAUAAUUUUACUCAUUUCUUACGUGUAUUGAAUAUUUUGUGCAUAGCUGGCGAGAAUUUUAUUUAAAUGUCAAAUUGAUAAAUAAAAAUCUGUUUAAAAACUUAA